CCAGCUCUGCCUCUGCGGGUGCCUCCAGCUGGGGAUGCACUGCGCAUUCACUCAGGUGACUAUUUCCUUGACAUCAAUGUUCCUCCUACACUCAUCAACAGGCAUGUUAUUUUGGCUUGUGAUACGUGAUCCUCGCGAUACCACCUUGUCGUCUCGUGAAGCCUACGCCGAGAUUUCGCAAUAUUCUGCCCCUCCUUCACGAAAAUCCCCAGGAAAGCAAAGCAAACCCAGAGGGAGGGGUGAAGGCGCAACACAGUGACACACACACACACACACACA
Colletotrichum phormii is the source of this 279-nucleotide messenger RNA. RefSeq lists its product as uncharacterized. NCBI's taxonomy places the organism in Eukaryota, Fungi, Ascomycota, Sordariomycetes, Glomerellales, Glomerellaceae. The transcript has 2 exons. The record is from RefSeq and is a predicted model, not a curated record. The coding region runs from base 35 to 259 and encodes 74 amino acids.